Messenger RNA from Rotaria sordida, 2301 nucleotides. The record is from the annotation of a GenBank genome assembly. Lineage: Eukaryota; Metazoa; Rotifera; Eurotatoria; Philodinida; Philodinidae.
AUGACAACAGUAAAAUGUUUACAUGAAGAUUUACUUUAUACAAUUCUAUCUAAAUGUUCAUCAUCAAUAGAUAUGUGGCAUUUUCUUCAAGCACUUGAUUAUGAAUUACCAAGAAUGAUUCAUUUACGUGCAUUUUGGAGUCAUAUUCGAUUAUCAUCAUUACAUAAUAAAAAUAUUUUAUUAUCGUUUGUUAAAGAAAUUGCUAAAUAUUGUAUAGAUCUUCGUAUUGAUAAUCUUAAUUGGAUGAUUGUAGUUGAUAUACGUCGUUUACUUACAAAUUUUCGUUCAUUAAUUUGUUUUCAUACAGGAAAUGUUGCAUUAUCAAAAAGUACAUUAAUUAAUGAUAUUAAAAUAUUUUUUCCUUUUUUAAAAUAUAUUACUUUAUUAAUAUCACUUGAUAGUUCACAAAUAUCAUCUUUAUCUACUGAUCAAUGUUCAAUUACUGAUGAUACAUUUACAGAAAUAUGUAUAUCAUUAAAUGAAAUGAAUCAACUUGAACAUAUAUCAUUAGUAUUACAAGAUAAAAAAAGUGCUUAUCUUUCUGAUGUAAGUGCAAAAAUAUAUUUUCAUUUAGUAUGUGAAUAUAUAUCUAAUAUGACAAAUCAUUAUAAACUUAUAUCCAUUGAAGAAAAUGGAUAUGAAAUUAAAAAUCGAUUUUUUUCAUUAGAUACUACUAAUAGACAAUCAUUGGGAUUAAUAAAUUUAUCUUUAAUAUCAACAUUAAAUCAUUUAAUAGUUUCUUUUCGACCGAUGUUAAAUAUAAAUUUAACAUUAAAUAUAAAAGAUUCAAUGAUAAAUAAAUUACAACUUCAAACUUUAGUAUUACCAUGUAUACCAUCGACAUUAAAUUCAAUUGAUAUUCUUGAUCUUAAUCAAUUAAAAAUACUUGAUAUUGGUUAUGUAAAUGUAAAUGAUAAAAUAGAAUUAACACGACUUGAUGAAAUUCUUAUUUGUCAUCGUCAGAAUUCUCUUCGAAAUUUAACUCUUAGUUUAAAUGAAUGGCAAUCAGCAAAACUUGUCAUCAUAUGGAAAAAAGAAAAUAAUAGUAAACAAAUAACAACUUCAACAAAACAAUUUAAUUCUGUAUUUGAAAAUUGUUUUGAUCAAAUCAUGACAGAAGAAGAAGAUGAAGAAGAAGAAGAAGAAAUGAAAAAACCGAUUGUGUUAAAUUCAUCUUCAGAUGUCGAACAGACAUUACCAAAUAUAAUUGAUGAAUUUUCUCUUGAAUUUAUUGAUGAUAGUCAAUCAUGUUUUUUCCAUAUACCUCUCAAAUAUUUCUGGUUAAAUAAAUUAACUAAUCUAAAUUUAACUGGUAUUCAUUGUCAUUCAAUUGAUUUUAAAUAUAUAUUCAAUUCAUUAUAUUUACUUCGAUCAUUAAGUCUUUCACCUUGUUUAUUACUAUAUAUUAAUCAAUUUGAAUGUUAUUGUCAAAUAAAAUCAUCUUCUAUUCCAUAUGAAAUUCAUUCAUUAAAUAAAAAUCUUCUUUCACUUAAUCUUAUUUCACAUAUAUCUAAUAUGAAACAAACAUGUUCAAUAUUUCUUGAUCAAUAUAAAUUUCAUUGUAUUCGUCAUUCAUCAAUUCAUCAAUAUUUAAAUAAUAAUAAUGAAUUAUUAUUUCAAUAUAAAAAUUUAAUUCAUUAUUCAAUUCAAACUAUAAUACAAACAUUAGAUUUACAUCAUUUAAGUAUACGUAUACCAAAUUAUGAAUUUUAUAUUGAUGAUUUUAAUAUAGAAAAAAUAAAUUAUUUACAAACAUUAAUAUUUGAUAUUAAAAUUCCAAUGACAUUUCAUGCAAAAUUAACAAAUCUUUAUUCAAAAAAUAUUUUUCAUUAUUUACGUCGAUUUAUUCUUAUUAGUAAUAAUAAUUUUCAAUUAACACCAUUACUUAUUGAUAAAUUUUGUCAACUUGAAAUAAUUGAAAUAAUAUCAAUUAAUUCUCAUCUUAAUCGUUCAACAAUAAAUUAUCUUCAACAAGUACUUAAACCAAAUAAUUAUCCAAAUUUAAAUUUAUUUCGUUUUUGGAUUGGUAGUGUUGAUGCUAAACAUUUAUUAAAACAUUUACAUAAAACUAUACGAUUAGCAUUUGAAAAUAUAAAACCAGCUUUUCAAUUUGAUAUUUCUAUUAUUAAUCAAUUAUCAACAAUAAAUGAACUAUCAAAAUGUAUUUUAUAUGAUAAUACACAUGAAAUUCAUCAAUAUUUUCAUUCAUUAUUAUCAAUUCAUAGUAAUCAAUUAUCAAUAAUUUAUCCGAAUUUUUUAAAUUAUAAACCAUUGUAUAGUGAACAAAAAUUUGAUAAAUAA